Molecule: messenger RNA, 891 nt
Organism: Acanthosepion pharaonis
Lineage: Eukaryota; Metazoa; Mollusca; Cephalopoda; Sepiida; Sepiidae
Source: the annotation of a GenBank genome assembly
AUGAUUCAUCUUUCUUCUGUUGCAUUUCUUAUUUUGUUGGGAUUGUGCAGAGGACAUUUGCUGAAAGAAAACACUAUUCUUAACCAAGAAGAAUCGCAAAAAAUCGAAGAGGAGUUACUCACCGAAUACGCAUUCAGUCUCGAACAAAUUUUAGAGCUUGAAGGCUACAGCUGUGCCGUUGCCAUUGCACAGGUUUAUCCUUUGGAUAAAAUGAGUAAAGACAAUGGUGCCAUCCUUGUUUGCUGCGGUCCAGGUAACAAUGGGGCACAUGGACUUGUGUGUGCCCGUCAUCUCAAGCAUUUUGGAUACAAACCCUCCAUAUUCUACCCCAAAACAUCAAACAAACAAAUCUUUGAAAACCUGAGAUUACAGUGCGAACGCAUGGAUAUGCCGUUUCUGUCGUUCUUUCCAAGUGAAGCCCAUCUCAUUGAUUCUGCUUACAAUCUGGUCAUUGAUGCAAUCUAUGGCAUCCAACAUGCAGGACCCGUGAAAGGAGAUUUUGGCGUCCUUUUGGAGACCCUAAAAAAGGUUGAAAAUCCAAUUUGCAGCAUCGACAUUCCAUCUGGUUGGGACAAUGAAAAUGAUAAUCCGGAUGCAUUACAACCGGCAAUGCUGAUUUCCCUGAAGGCUCCAAAGCUCUGCGCUCGUCAUUUCCAUGGAACUCAUCAUUAUCUGGGAGGACGCUACAUACCUCGUACUUUGGAACUGCGCAACAAUCGUCAAGCACAACUAAUACGAUUUCAGCCAAUUCAUAGAAACGCCCAGAAGUUCUGUUUUCAUUUUUGGUUUUUCCGCUGGACCCACCGUGAGCUUCCUGCUUUUUCCAUGGAACAAUCUUUAUGUAGAGUCUCUCUCUUUCUCUCACACAUCCAAACAAAAUGUCUGCAGUGA